AUGCCAAUCGCAGCCCACGAGGAUGAACCCUAUGUGUUGUCUGUAUCCGAGUCUGCGGUCUUGGUUGCUUUGAAGCAAUUAAACCCGCGUAAAGCAGCCGGACCUGACUGUGUUCCUAAUUGGCUCCUGCGAGAGUAUGCAGAGGUCCUUGUUGAACCCGUUACGGCUAUACUCAACUCCAGCUAUAAAGAGCAAAAGCUGCCCUCGCCGUGGAAGCUAGCUGACGUUGUACCGCUACCCAAACAGAAGCCCGUUGAAGACCUAAGUAAGCAUCUGCGGCCCAUUUCCCUGACCCCCACCAUCUCGAAACUCGCGGAAGAAUUCGUUGUAGCCACUCAACUGCGCCAGCAAGCGUUCAACAAGGGAGAUAAGGACGCCUUUAGCCGCUACCGCAACACCGUCAACCGCAAGCGGAAAUCUCUUCGCGGCAAGUACUUUGCUAGCAAAGUUGACCAUCUCAAGUCCACCAAACCCUCUCAGUGGUGGAACGCUGUCAAACGGGUCGCAGGAAUGGUCCCCUGCUCCAGAUCUGAGACUUUUCUUUCCAGCUUACAUUUGGAUGGCGAUUUGAGCGAACUUGAAAUAGCCAACAAAAUUAACUCAGCCUUUCUUGCUCCAAUGGAAAACUUUCAGCCAUUAAUGUCAAUCGCAGCCCACGAGGAUGAACCCUAUGUGUUGUCUGUAUCCGAGUCUGCGGUCUUGGCUGCUUUGAAGCAAUUAAACCCGCGUAAAGCAGCCGGACCUGACUGUGUUCCUAAUUGGCUCCUGCGAGAGUAUGCAGAGGUUCUUGUUGAACCCGUUACGGCUAUACUCAACUCCAGCUAUAAAGAGCAAAAGCUGCCCUCGCCGUGGAAGCUAGCUGACGUUGUACCGCUACCCAAACAGAAGCCUGUUGAAGACCCAAGUAAACAUCUGCGGCCCAUUUCCCUGACCCCCACCAUCUCGAAACUCGCGGAAGACUUCGUUGUAGCCACUCAUGUUGGUCCCGCAGUUCUCAAGAAGAUCGACUAUGAUCAGUAUGGCGGCAUCCCCGAAUCCUCCACCUCAUUCGCCCUGAUCUCGAUGUUUCACCUCUGGUCACAGGCUACAGAUGGGACAGGGGCAGCCGUCAGGGUCAUGCUAUUUGACUAUCGAAAGGCAUUUGAUCUCAUUGAUCAUACGAUCCUCGUUGCCAAGAUCAAUGGUCUUGACAUGCCACGCAGCAUCACAUACCUGCAAUGA
Pocillopora damicornis (cauliflower coral) is the source of this 1221-nucleotide messenger RNA. RefSeq lists its product as uncharacterized. The record is from RefSeq and is a predicted model, not a curated record. Lineage: Eukaryota; Metazoa; Cnidaria; Anthozoa; Scleractinia; Pocilloporidae.